This is a messenger RNA of Corylus avellana, 1051 nucleotides long. NCBI's taxonomy places the organism in Eukaryota, Viridiplantae, Streptophyta, Magnoliopsida, Fagales, Betulaceae. The record is from RefSeq and is a predicted model, not a curated record.
CAAAUUUUCGUUUCUCUCCCAAAUCCCCCAAAACGUUUCCCUCCCUUCCUCUCCCACGCUGCUCCCUCCCUUCCCUCAUCUUCCGCCCGCUGCCAACCUCCAAGCACUGCCGCCACCGAAAGCCACCCAUGCCACCACCGGUUAAGCCGACCAUCCAAAACCAUCGAACGUCACCAGCUCGAAAUCCGGCCGACCUCCUCCCGCCACAACGACCGGCGUCGCCCACCAUCGCCCACCAUCCAAAAAUCGGCAAGUCACCAGCUCUAGUUUUAGGAGGUUUGUCUGUUUCUCCAAACCCCCAAAACUCUUCCCUCCACCCUCUUCCACCCAGCAGCGCGGGCCACGACCAAGCAGUGCCUUCGACCACCACCAAUUUCCGCCGAACGCCAGCCAUCUCAACCUCACGCGGUUUGCUCGCCUCCACCCACCGAACGACGCCCACACUAGAGCAGGAUUACCGUGGACGAAGCCCUGUUAGGGAAAGAGAUAGGGAUAGAAGACGCGAUCGUGACAGAUACAGGCAAUUCAGAAAUUGAAAGAAGGGGAAGCUGUAAUUGCCAUAGACCCAAGGCUGCAAAGGAGCUCGGCAUCGAUCAUGGUAGUGGAGAAGGUACUCAUAGUAGCUCACCAAUGCCUUGCACCUUACAGAAAAUCAAGACCUUCCAUGAAGCAAUGUGUUGAGGGAUUAUGGGAAAUCCGAAAAGAUUUAAGAGAAAGCUCCAUUUCUCCUCCUCUUCCUCUUCUCAACAUUCUGCAGAAUUUCCUGAGAGUGAUGAUAAGAAGAGUUGGGAUACAGCUUUUGGUACUGAAGAUGUUGAGAGCCACAAAUUUAUCUCUGCAUGAUUAAGGGGUAAUUAAGAAUUUGAUAUGAAUAGUGUUAUUCUGCAUCUUUGUAAUUCUUCUUGGUGAACAAAAUCAACACAUUCAAUUAUUAUUCGUUUAAUGAGUUUGUAUUCAUUCUUUUGAUAUCCAAGAGUACAUGUAAAAUUAAUGAUUUGCUGGUUGGAGUAAACCAUGUUAAAUUUAACAUUCGGUGGCUUGUUUUUGGCAU